Nymphalis io (European peacock) is the source of this 2248-nucleotide messenger RNA. RefSeq names its product lipoma-preferred partner homolog. The transcript has a single exon. Bases 304 to 1728 code for a protein of 474 amino acids. Gene Ontology annotation, cellular component: stress fiber; focal adhesion. The record is from RefSeq and is a predicted model, not a curated record. NCBI's taxonomy places the organism in Eukaryota, Metazoa, Arthropoda, Insecta, Lepidoptera, Nymphalidae. Gene Ontology annotation, biological process: cell-cell adhesion.
CCUAUGGUAUGUGCCAAAAAUAUCAAGAGAUAAUGAUAUUAUUUUUUAUUAUGUCGAAAUAAUGAAUGACGUGUGCGUGUGACUGAGGUUUUAGUGUUACAAAGUAAUAUGAUAAAAUGAUAAGUGAAUACUUGAAUAGCGUUAAAAUGUAUAAAGUAAAUAUCUUUUCAACUAAUUUUUUGUGCUUUGUGUAAUUGUAUCACACAAAAAUAGUAAUUUGGUCUAAACUUUGCACUAUAUUGUAUAUGUUUAAAAAAAAGAAUAAUUACGACAAGUUCAUUACGUACAUAUCGACAAGUCACUAUGUCGAGACUAGAUAACACUGACGCAUUGGAAAAACAAUUAGCUGAUCUACAAAUGACUAAGGACAUAAAUUCGGCUGGAAAAAUAAAAAAGAUACCACCAGCUGUGCCACCAAAGAAGAAAGCUCAGCCUCAAGUUCCUCACAGUGCCGUCGUCAAUACAUUGCGUGAGCCUUCUUACUCAACAAAGAUAACUCCUUUACAAAAUGUGCAGAACGUCCCUCCUCCACCUCCUCCUCCUCCGACGUACAGCAAUGUAACACGACAUCCAAGCAAUAAUCAUCCUAUGCACAAAGAUUACGCAAAUGUAACUCAGUUGUCACUUCCUUCUUAUUCACUGCGACAAAAUGUGACCAUUCCAUCCAAAAGUUAUAACACUAUGUAUAGUAAUGUUCCCCAAUAUCAGAAUAAUCCACCGCCACCACCGCCUCCACCUCCUUUCCAUGCCUCAUCAAAGUCAUUUGAUCCGAACCAUAAUGAAGAAAUUUUACCUCCACCAUCUCCUGUUAGCUCUAAUUAUAGUGAAUUAAUGAGAGCCACUGCCAAUAUAAAUUUUAAUCAAGACCGUCCGCCUUAUCAUGCUAUAUAUCAAAAUGAGUACCCUGAGUAUGGAGUAUCUCAGGCAUCAACAUAUGAGUCACUUUAUGAGCCCAUUAACCUACAUCCACAAUCUAAUUCAGGGCAAGCUAAUAACCCAUCAAUCAGUCAAAACUACAAAAGCAAUUUGAGAUCUAUGGGAAAAUCUCCUUUGCCAAAGGAAGAAGAAGUAGAUGCAUUAACUAAUAUGCUUGUUCAAUCAAUAUCUGGUAGUUCAGAAUUCUUUGGUAUAUGUGUUAAAUGUGACCAACAAGUUGUAGAUGAGAGUUCUGGCUGCACUGCAAUGGGAAAUUUGUAUCAUAUUAAAUGUUUUUGUUGCCACAGAUGCAAUACUAACUUACAAGGAAAACCAUUUUAUGCAGUAGAAGGAAAUCCUUAUUGUGAAGCUGAUUAUUAUGAAACAUUAGAAAAAUGUUCAGUGUGUAACAAUCCUAUAUUGGAUAGAAUUUUAAGAGCAACAGGCAAACCGUAUCACCCAACUUGUUUCACUUGUGUUGUGUGUGGAAAAAGCCUUGAUGGUAUUCCGUUCACAGUGGAUGCUAUGAAUCAAAUCCAUUGCAUUGAAGAUUUUCAUAAAAAAUUUGCUCCAAGAUGUUGUGUAUGUGAGCUACCAAUAAUGCCUGAGGAAGGUGAAGAAGAAACUGUAAGAGUCGUUGCUUUAGACCGUAGUUUUCAUGUGCGAUGUUACAAGUGUGAAGAUUGUGGUCUUUUAUUGUCAUCUGAAGCAGAAGGGCGUGGUUGCUAUCCCCUUGACGAUCAUAUUCUUUGCAAGGCUUGCAAUGCUCAUCGUAUUCGUCUCAUUACUAAUGUAAUGACAACAGAUUUAUAAAUAUAUAUUUUUUUCUAUACAUUACCUUGCUUGAGCUCAGAUAGUUUUGUAAUGUCAUAUUAUGUUAUAUUUAAAUGAUUAUCAAUUGUUUAUAAAUGCCAUAUUUUAAUAUACAAGUUAACUUUUAAAAUAUAUGCAAUAUACAUUCUUACUAACAAAUCAAAACAUUUUGACAAUCCUUGCAUUACAGUGUUAUUACUUACAUUUUGUAAGUGUUAAAGAUGUUAUAUUUUUAUAGAAUUUUAUUAUAUAAAUAAAAUGAAUUAGACUUAUCAAAAUGAAUAUAGUUUAAUAUAUAGACUGAAGCGGUAGCAAUAUUUUUGCAUUUAUAAAGGAUAGUGUUAAAAAUUAACAUUAUUAAAUUUUUAAAAUGUGAUAUUUACAAAUUAUACAACUAAAGGCAAAGAUGUAUUCAUACUAAUUUAUUUGGGAGCAUUAUAAAUGCUAUAGCAUAGAUAUAUUUUAUAAAGUGCUUUUGCUAGUAAUUAAUGAAAUGGCAGCUGUAAUCUAUAUUUUUAAA